Eurytemora carolleeae is the source of this 2192-nucleotide messenger RNA. RefSeq names its product probable WRKY transcription factor protein 1. Gene Ontology annotation, biological process: negative regulation of cell migration. Gene Ontology annotation, molecular function: protein binding. Lineage: Eukaryota; Metazoa; Arthropoda; Copepoda; Calanoida; Temoridae. The transcript is spliced from 19 exons. Gene Ontology annotation, cellular component: cytoplasm. The coding region runs from base 72 to 2120 and encodes 682 amino acids. The record is from RefSeq and is a predicted model, not a curated record.
UAUUCUCCAGGUCAUAGGAUCAACAUAAAACAGUACUUAGGCAGUCAAGGAACAAAGGUUUGUUUCCUGGUAUGAUGAAGUUUCGACGGACGGUUCGAAGUGGGAGUUAUUCUGUCAAUCCUCCUUCUUUAGAGGACACUGGAGAGGUUGCUGCUCCUUUUCAGGAUCAGAAGGGACGAUAUACUCUCACAAAUAAGGAGAACAUUAACUAUUCACCAAUAAAUACUUUCAGGGCAAGUAUCCGAAGAUCCCUGAGAAAGUUGAGAAAUAAACAAGACAAGUCUAAGGAGAGAAAAGAUGAGAAGGAUGAGAAGGAUGGGAAGGAAAGGAAAUGGGGAAGAAAGGGUAAAGAAGGCAAGGAGGAGAAUAAGUACGAGCUGACCAUUAGCUACAGCAAAGAGGAUUUGACCUCAGAGGUCGAGAUUAUUCAUGAACCAAACUGUCCUUACAAGAGACCUGCCUCUGCUAUGGAGAGGAGUAAAGGAGGAUUUACGAAACCUAAACCUAGACCUUACCAUUCACAGCUCGGGCUUAAUCAGGUUGUGGAUUCAACUAAAGAGGAUGAUGUUGAUGAUGAUGCGAAGGUUGAUGAUCUCGAAGAUCCUGAGAUUCUAAAUGAGGAAAUUGAGCAACUCGAUGAAGAAAACAAGGAGAUCAAAGAAGAAGAAGACGAAAAAGAGAAUGAAGAUGACAAGAACGAAAAGAACGAGACUGAACUUUGUCAUGAAGAGUAUGAAGAGGACGAAGAGGAUGAAGAGGAUGAAGAUAAUCAUGAUGAAUAUAUCGAACCUGUAAUAAAGAUGAAGAAGAAAGAAGAAGAUGAAGAAAGUCUUGAGAAUAGUGAGAAAGAAUUUAGUUUGCGGAGUACUAAGACAAGUAUCCUGGAUAGAAAUAGUUCUAGCAGAAGAUCAAUUCUUUCAGCUGACGUUGGAGAACUCAGAGUUAAGAAAGAACCACGCGGACCCUUGGCAGAAUUGUACAGGGAGCAUUUGAACUUGAACCAGGAGCAAAGGAGCAAUAGAACUAGUAUCAACAGCAACAACAACAACAACAACUCUGAGAAUAUCAACAAUAUCAACAACAACAACAACUUUGAUAGUAUCAACAAUAUCAACAGCAUCUGUAGUUCAAGGAUGAUCAUUCACUCCGAGAUUGAAUAUGAUAAUCAAGUUGAGAUCAGUGAUGUACUGUGUACUACUAAAACAACAACAUCUGAAGAACCUAUUUCUCAGACGAUGGACACAGAAGAACCAAAAAUGAAAAAAGACGAAGAAAAUGAAAAUAAAGUUGAAAACAAGAGAAAAAAGAGCAAUUAUGUGUCUGAUGUUGACAAGGCUAAAAGUCCUGCCAUUGUGACCCACGUGCGUAAAUCGGAAAAGGAAUCAGAACUGAAUCUUAAUAUUGGAGAUAUCGUCUUCCUUCAUAGGCGUCUCAGCCCUGAGUGGUACUACGGAGAAAGGCACGGAGUGAUGGGUCUCAUUCCAGCAAAUUUUAUCAAGAUUCUAGCAUAUGGAGAUGAUGGAGAAGAAAAGGUGAGGGCGGUGGCAAAGAUGAAAUACUCUGCUCGAACUGACCGGGAGCUGUCGCUGGAGGUCGGUCAGCUGGUCUAUAUCAUUCAUAGACUUGAUUACUACUGGUUUACUGGUCACUCCUUAGGACAGGUUGGAUUAGUUCCAGCUUCAUACCUAGAUAUACUCUCUGCAACCAAGGACGGAGGUCUUCCACCAGUCCCUGUAGGCUGGGAGAAAUAUGGACUACAGGAUCCUGAUAGCAUUGAAGUGUUUGAGGAUUCAUGGGAAGAAGAAAAUAUGAUCAUGAAACAAGAACAAGAGAGAAGGAAAACAAGAGAAAAGGAAAAGGAAAGACAAAGGGAACUGGAACGGAUUCGAGAAAAAGAGAAAGAACGGGAUAGAAUAAGAGAAAUAGAAAGGCUACGAGAACGGGAGAAAGAUAGAUUAAGAGAACGAAGCAGGGAGAGAGUGAAAGACAGAGAAAGACACAGAGAGAAAAGCAGAGACAGGCAAAGACACAGAGAUAAGUCUAGAGACAGACAAAGAUAUAAAAGAGAAAGUUUGAUGGAAGAAACAAAUGUAAGAAGAGAGGCACCCAUAUUUAUUUAGAGUUAUUCUUCAUUUUUAGUUUAAUAUUAGAUGAUACAUUUGCUGGUAGAAAAAUAAACAAAUUAACAUUAA